GUAAAAACAAACAACAUCUCAUUAUUGCUGUAUAAAAUCACAGAGAAUCGUCAAAAUUUAUUUCAGUUUAGAAAAAUUAUUCAAGUUAAAAUGAAGCUGCUCUUCUUCUUCUUAUUUGUUUCAUUAUCAGUAGUGUUGGUAUCAUCAGAAUGCGGACCAAAUGAAGAUGUCUUUGACUGCCAAUCAUCAUCACGUAAUGAUUGUGGAUGUUCAAUGAUUGCAAAAGCUGACUGUGUUACUGGAUGCAUGUGCAAAAAUGGAUAUUGCAGAAAAUCUUACAACGAACCAUGUGAAAAAAGAAGCUGUCAACAUCCUUACUACUCAUAAAUAUUUAAAUCCUUUUUUGUUGAGGUUUUAAUUUGGUGGAAUAUAUUGGUUUUUGUUGUUUUAAUCGUAUCGUAAAUAAAAUUGAAUAUUUGUGAUGAAACUUUA
This is a messenger RNA of Chironomus riparius, 432 nucleotides long. The record is from the annotation of a GenBank genome assembly. NCBI's taxonomy places the organism in Eukaryota, Metazoa, Arthropoda, Insecta, Diptera, Chironomidae.